This is a messenger RNA of Hippocampus comes (tiger tail seahorse), 5233 nucleotides long. RefSeq names its product protein tyrosine phosphatase non-receptor type 14. Gene Ontology annotation, molecular function: protein tyrosine phosphatase activity. The transcript is spliced from 19 exons. Gene Ontology annotation, cellular component: cytoskeleton; cytoplasm. Gene Ontology annotation, biological process: protein dephosphorylation; lymphangiogenesis. The record is from RefSeq and is a predicted model, not a curated record. Lineage: Eukaryota; Metazoa; Chordata; Actinopteri; Syngnathiformes; Syngnathidae. The coding region runs from base 1 to 3810 and encodes 1269 amino acids.
AUGCCCUUCCGGCUGAAGCUGCGGCGCACGCGGCGCUACAACGUCCUGAGCAAGAACUAUUUUGUGACGCGCAUUCGGCUGCUGGACAACAACGUGAUCGAAUGUACUCUGUCGGUGGAGAGCACGGGGCAGGAAUGUCUGGAAGCCGUGGCGCAGCGGCUGGAGCUACGUGAGACUCCCUACUUCGGCCUGUGGUUCCAAGGGAAGACCCAGGCUCCGGCGCAACGUUGGGUGGAGUUGGAGAAGCCCCUCAAGAAGCAACUGGACAAGUUUGGCAAUGAGCCACUGCUUUUCUUCGGGGUCAUGUUCUACGUGCCCAGCGUAUCUCGCUUGGAGCAGGAAGCCACCAGGUAUCAGUAUUACCUCCAAGUGAAGAAGGAAUUGUUGGACGGACGCCUCCACUGCACGGUGGAGCAGGGCAUCAGACUAGCUGGCCUAGCAGUGCAAGCCGACUUCGGGGACUUCACUCAGUUCAUGUCUCAGGACUUCCUUCGGGAGUAUGUCCUUUUUCCAGUGAACUGGCCUAAUGGAGACGAGGUGCUGGAGGAGUGGACGCAGAAGGUUGCAGAAGAGCACAAGAGCCACUGUCGAAUGCAGGCAGCCGAAGCGGAGCUGUUGUACAUCAAGGAGAUCGAGAAACUGGACGGCUUCGGCCAGGAGAGUUUCGCCGCUAAGGACAACUACACCAACGACAUUUUCAUCGGCAUGUCUUUCAUCGGUGUGUUUGUCAAGCACAGAAACGGCAGAUCUAUCAUGCUGCACAGGUGGAAGGAUAUCGGCACCAUCGCGCACAACAAGUCGGCCAUCACAGUGGAGAUAACAAGUCGCGAUGACACGAUCAUCUUUCACCUGGAGGAUAUGGAAAUGGCCAAGUACAUCGCUCGUCUGUUCACGGCCAGACACAAGUUCUACAAACAGAACAAGAUUUGCGCAGAGCCCACUCAUUCCCCUGCGCCAAUCAGGAGAAGGCCCACCUGGACGCACCGCCUUUCUCUGCCGCGGCCGCAGUCCUGUAACUUCCAGACAAUGCAUUCCCAGUAUGGAGAACAUUACCAAGACACAAAGAGCUCUCAAGAUAGCAUCUUCCACGACGACCCCUACUACAAGUCCGAGAGCAGCCUGGACCACUGCCAGGUGGACUUCCCCUUCCGCAACGGCACCCUGCCCAACGGAAGCAUGUACAGCAGCCCCAGCCUGAGCUCCCUCAACCACUCGCAAACCUUUGUGCCGCCCUCGCCGAUGUCCUCCAACCUCAGCAUCCCGGGCAGCGAGCUGAUGCGCCCGGAUUACAUCCCCAGCCACCGGCACAGCGCCAUCAUCGCGCCGUCCUACCGGCCUACGCCUGAGUACGACGCCGUGAUGCGGCAGAAGCGGCGCAUGCUGCACGCUCAUCACGACCUCCACAGCCAGUCGCUGCGCAGUUUGAACAUUAGUAACGCCUGCGCCUAUCGCCAACCGGAGGCUCUGGUUUAUAGCCAGCCUGAAAUGAGGGAGAGGGGCCCUUAUCAUGGCCUGGGACCCAGUCCUGGACCCUACACGCAGAUCAGCUACAGCAAGCCAGUGUCUCAUGGCCCACUUCAGGGAGGACCAGCUAGUAGUCAGGGCGCUUGUCAUUCGCCUUGCAUCAACGGAGGCGGAGGAAGCGGCGGAGGCGGCGGCGUGGGAAGCUCAAUCUCUCACACGGUUAGCACACCCGAGCUGGCUAAUACAAAACAACAAGGGAGCAACGCCGGCAGCUACGCCGCGACGGCUCACAUCAUGAGGAAUCACAUAUCGCGACCUCCGCCGCCGUAUCCCUCCACGGCAUUCCGGCCCGCCACAAGCACGCCGGACCUGGCGAGCCACCGCCUGCGCUGCAUCGGGGGCAGCAGCCCGGAGCUGGUGACCCGCAUGGUGCAGCUGUCCGUCAAGACCUUCCAACCGGACAGCUCGGCGGUGGUGCACCAAUCCCUGCAGGAGGUCAGCGAGCCGCUCACCACCACCGUGGCCAAGCACCGCUCCGCCCUGGGUAAGAGGCACAGCAUGGAGGUGAUCAGCAGCAUGAGAGGCGGCGGGAUGGAGGGCAUGGUGAUGAAGGGCAUGAACGCUCCUCUUCAUCGAAGGAAUACGCUGCGGGAGCACGUGAUGCCCCCUCAGCCGGUGGCCCAAGCGCCCCAGCGUCAUUCCCCGCCACCCCCUCCCUCGCAAUCCAAAGACUUGCCCAUCCCGAUGCCCUCACAGAAGGAACCCCCAGCGGCACCCCCUGUGGCUUACCAGCAUCAAAAGACUCUCUCCAACGCCACCAUGCUCAUCCACAGCAGCGAGAGCGAGGAGGAGGAGGAUGAAGAUGAGGAGGAAGAGGAGGAAGAGAGGCCAGAGCUGGACGUCCAAAUCCCGGGUCUCAAUGAGGACAUUAGCAUCAGCGCCCAGUUGCAGGCCGCCUUGGCCAAGCUGCCCAACAAGCCCCCUCCGGAGUACCCGGGCCCUCCCAGACCCUCCAGCAACAUUUCCAUUCACAACCAUACGCACCACCACAACCACAAUUCACCGCCACACGGCACCCAGGUGCCAACGGAUACCAUCCAACCCCAAGGAUGGAACCCCGCGGACGGUGAACCCGGGAGCGGGGGUAGCGGGACUCUGACACGAGGGGAUCAGGGCGGCAUCAACGGCAACGUUUUGGGGCCAUCUAUUUCGGAACCGGACCUGACCAGUGUGAAGGAGAGGGUGAGGAAGGAGCCGGUUAAGGAGAGGCCCGUGUCAGAGAUGUUCUCCUUGGAGGACAGCAUCGUGGAGAGGGAGAUAGCGCAAAGGACGUUGGAGAGACAGAAGAUGUCCGUGGACUCAAUGAAGCGGCCGCUGAUGAUGGCCGCCCUCAACGGCCUCUACGUGGCCCGCAUGCCCGUUCCUGAGUGUCCGACGGACGACGGCGCCAAGACUGCCACCGACGAGCGGUGUAAAACGUUGGAGCUGAAGCUGGAGGAGGAGCGCGUCUUCACCGAGUACGAGCAGGUGCCCAAAAAGAGGGCGGACGGCCCGCUCACCACGGCCACGCUCCCCGAGAACGCCGAGCGCAACCGCUUCCGCGACGUGGUUCCGUACGAGGAGAACCGAGUGGAGUUGGUGCCCAACAAGGAAAACAACACGGGCUACAUCAACGCCUCCCAUAUCAAGGUGACCAUCCGAGGGGAGGAGUGGCACUACAUCAGCACCCAGGGCCCACUGGCCAACACCUGCGGCGAUUUCUGGCAGAUGGUGUGGGAACAGGGUGUCAAUGUCAUCGCCAUGGUUACGGCCGAAGAGGAGGGCGGGCGCUCCAAGAGUCACCGCUACUGGCCCAAGCUGGGGUCCAAGCACAACUCGGCCACACACGGCAAGUUCAAGGUGACCACCAAGUUCCGCACCGACUCGGGCUGCUACGCCACAACAGGUCUGAAGGUCAAACACCUGCUGUCGGGCCAGGAGAGAACCGUGUGGCACCUGCAGUACACCGACUGGCCUGAGCAAGGCUGCCCAGAAUAUGUCCAGGGCUUCCUCUCCUACCUGGAGGAGAUCCAGUCAGUGAGGAGGCACACCAACUCUAUGCUGGACACCUCCAAGAGCCUAAACCCACCAGUGGUGGUGCACUGCAGUGCAGGAGUGGGUCGCACCGGCGUCGUUAUUCUCACCGAGUUAAUGAUUAGCUGCCUGGAGCACAAUGAGCCCGUGGAGAUCCCCACCAUGCUUUCGGGCUUAAGGCAGCAGAGGAUGCUGAUGGUCCAGACCAUCUCGCAGUAUAAGUUUGUCUACCAGGUCCUCAUCCAGUUCCUCAAGAACUCUCGCCUCAUCUGAAGUGUCGGCAGAAUACACACCCUCACCCACCUUUUUACAUUUGAUUCAUUUUUCAUUUUCAAACUGCUAAAACGGUUUUAUUUCCUCAAAUAGUUGCCAGCCAUCCCUCUAAUGGACUCUGUGUACAAUUAACAUGCCACAAGAUGGCGCCAUAUCACUGCUUACCUAAUUCUAACUGAAACCUAUCAAUGCAAAGUGAUAUUAUGCCUCCCCCAUCUGGAGUUAUGUAAAUAACCCCUCCCCUCAGGUCACUAUGUAUCGAUAAAUGAUAAUGUUUGAACAGCAGUUGUGUGACCCAAAAAAAAAAAAAAAACCUUCAAAUAUUAACUUUCACAUUGAAGCAAAUGUUUUUCUUGUUCCUUUUAUAUUUAUUUAAGUGUCUCAACAUUGUGCUCACCCACAUUACAUUUCAAUAUGUCCACUCAAUUUCUGAACAAAUAGAGUGCAUUCACAAAAUAUUCACAGCGCUUCCCUUUUUGCAACUUUUGUCUUGUUACACCCUUUGUCCAUAGCGGAAUAAAUGAAUUUUUCUCCCCCCUCAAAAUUCCAUACUACAUACAAUACUCAAUAGCAAACAGGACCAAUGUUAUUUUGAAAAUGUUUCAAAUAUAUUCAAGUCCCUGUAAAGUGAAAAAUAAAUGUCUUGUAAAUUUGACCCAUUGGCUGCUCUUAUGUAUGCACUCACAGCCAACAACGAGGCGCUCUUAAGCGGCCACGCCCAGCCCGCAUCCUUUGUCCUCAUGCUGGCUGACAAAUUGAGCUUAACAAAAACUAUCCAAAGGGUAAAUAUGGAAAAAGGUGAAGCUCUGUGAAUAUUUUUCGUAUGAUAAAUCAUGAGCAUCAUAGCAGUUCCUCAAAUUUUUCAUUUGUUUUUUUUGGUGGGCUAUGGGUGUAAACAAUUCAACAAUUUGUAAGAAACCUCCCAAAAGUACAAGGAGUCCAUUGAACCCCCCCCCCCCACACACACACACACAUUGUAAAUAGCAUAAUAUUGUGCCUUAAAUGGAGAGCUCCACACUUAUCCUAGUUGAAAUCUCUGGAGUCAGUAUUUAUCCUUCAACAUGUUUAUAAAAUAACAUUUUUAUUUGUACAGACACAUGUAUUGUGUGAAAAUUUGUUAAUCGUUCAUGACUUGGUACUAUCAAAAAUACCGCAACCUGUUCAACUAUGCAUGCGUUUUUCUUAAAUAUAUAUUUGAAUGUAUAUAUAAACAUAAAUAUAUCAAUUCUUGUCCGUAUAAGCUUUCUGCUCUCUCAAGUAUUUUAUUGCACUCGUUUGUCACGCGGCAUUCCACUGUUUGUUCCUAUUUAAUCCCCCUUUCGUCUUGGUGCGUGUACAUAUGUUUUGUAUAUGUGUUUUCACUGCUUUCUUCUCGUCCCCGUAAACGUGUACUUGCUUGUAAUGCAAUAAAGUCUUAUUUUCU